Messenger RNA from Coturnix japonica (Japanese quail), 4308 nucleotides. The record is from RefSeq and is a predicted model, not a curated record. Lineage: Eukaryota; Metazoa; Chordata; Aves; Galliformes; Phasianidae.
AUGACUGCAGUAGACACAAGGUCCCCUCCACAGCUCCCUGGGCUGCUCAGAGCAGCUCAACUCCACAGUUGGAAAAACCAACUUUUCCCAGAGCCAGAGCUCUUCCCCCAGCUCCCCCCCUCCCAUAUUUGUAUAUAUUUCACGAGGAGAGCUGGGCUGAGUUUGUUCAUGAGCUGCAGUUCCUGGGCGGACCCCACGCACAGCUGGGCUCACUGUGCUUGGAUCCGCCUUCCCAGCCAGCAGCCUCAUGAAUUCGGGGCUGUGGGGUUGACAUCGGAGAGGAAGAAGGAUGGACGGGUCAACAGCUUGAAGCCGGGCUUCUGGGUCCAGAAAAUGGGUUGCUGGAGGAGACCGGGUCUGCUUUCCUUGCUGCUGCUGUCCUUCUCCUGCUGUGCUGGUGCGCGCCGCAGCCUGAAGACCAACCUGUGCAAGUGGUGCGACUCCACGCCGCCAGCCUGUGAGCGGGAGGUGUGCUACAGCAACUGCAACCUCAACUCCUACUGUGAGGACCCCUUUGAGAUCUGCGUGGCCAUAUGGAGACAGGACAACGACAGCAUCAGGAUCAGCACACUCUGCCACAACCCCCACCGCCCCAUAGAGAACCUCAUGGUCCCCAACUACAACACCUCGCGUUGCAUCAUGACCCACCAGCCCAGUGAGGAUGGCAUCAUCUACAUCUGCGGCUGCGUGGAUGAGCAGGAGUGCAAUGAUAAGCUUAUCUUUGAAAAUCAUACCAAUGAUGGGAUUUGUGUGCAGCCUGCAUUACCGCCCUGCGAACGGCUGCGCCUUAUUAACCACCCUGCAUAUUUUCCUCCUACGCGCGAUCAAAACAAGAUGUCGCGGGCCCCUCAAGGCAGCUCCUUCCUCCGUGCUUCCCUCCCUGCAGGCUACUCCAUGCUGCAGAGCAAGGAGGUCAUCCCGGUGGCCGCCAUCAGCCUCCUACCGCCACUGCUGGUGGCGGUGAUGAUCACCGUCAUCUUCUACCUCUGCCGCACGCAGAAGCAACGCAAGAGAGCCAAGAGCUGGGUUGGGAAGCAGGCGCAGGGUCCGGCACUGCCAGAGCCGGGCAGGGCUGCAGAGAGGGACGAGAAGCUGUCUGUGCUGAUGGAUGACGGCCCGGCCACCAUGAACCCCACCUGUGCCAACAACAUCAACCACAACACAGAAUUGCUGCCCAUUGAGCUGGACGAGAUGGUGGGCAAGGGGCAGUUUGCAGAGGUGUGGAGGGCUAAGCUGAACCACAGCAGCUCAGGGCAGUAUGAGACAGUGGCGGUGAAGAUCUUUCCCUGUGAGGAGUAUUCUUCCUGGAAGAAUGAGAGCCAGAUCUUCACGGACGCCAGCCUCAAGCAUGACAGUGUCCUGCAGUUCCUCACAGCUGAGGACAGAGGCUCGGGGCCACGCAGGGAGUACUGGCUCAUCACCGCCUACCACAGCAGGGGCAACCUCAAGGACUAUCUCUCCAGACACAUCCUAAGCUGGAUGGACCUGCAAAAAAUGGCGGGGUCGCUGGUGAACGGGGUGGCUCACCUCCACAGCGAUUACACCGCCUGCGGCCGGCCAAAAAUCCCCAUUGCCCACCGGGACAUCAAAAGCACCAACAUCCUGGUGAAGAACGAGCAGGAGUGCGUGAUCUGUGACUUUGGCAUUGCCAUACGCCUCGACCCCUCGCUGACGGCAGAUGACUUUGCUAACAGUGGGCAAGUGGGCACUGCCAGGUACAUGGCUCCAGAAGUCCUGGAGUCCAGGGUGAACCUGGAAGAUCUGGAGUCUUUCAAGCAGAUGGACGUCUACUCCAUGGCCCUUGUUCUGUGGGAGAUGGCCUCCAGAUGUGAAGUGGUGGGAGAGGUAAAAAAUUACGAGCUGCCUUUUGGGUCAAAAGUGCAGGAGCAGCCCUGUGUGGACACCAUGAGAGACAUCGUGCUGCACGGCAGAGGGCGGCCUGAGAUCCCUAGCAGCUGGCUGGUGCACCAGGGGAUGCGCUUCCUGUGCGACACCAUCACGGAGUGCUGGGACCACGACCCCGAGGCUCGGCUCACCGCACACUGUGUGGCCGAGCGCUUCAACCUGAUGGCGCAGAUGGAUUGCGACGACAUCCUCAACAACAACAUGGACAACGAGGUCGGCAAAACAGCCUCUGCGGGUGGGGAGCAGCAGGACAACGAUGGGAACAGGAGCACGCCGUGAUGCAGCAGCAGGAAGCCUCAGCGUGAGAGUCCCAUGGAAAGGAACUGCAAUCUAGUGCAUAACUUAUUUAUUACAUCUGUUUCCUCCCACUGAUGGGCUGAACUGUGGAAUCUAUACUUUGGUUUUUUUUUUUAUGUCUAAGUGCAACAGUAUAUAUGAACUGAUUUUGUACUUAUUGUAAGUGUAUAAUGGUGCAAAGCAUCCCUUUUAUUAUUUUUUAACACAAUAACAUUUAAUCUUUUAUUAAUAAGCACGUGAACUCCAUGCCUGUCUUUGGAAGCCCUUCCCAGCCACCCCCAACCAGAUCCUACCAUACUAACACUGCCAACACAACCGUGUUGGCCAAUUCUUCCUGCGGUUACUUCCCCUCCUCCACAGCAUUACUCAACUUGAAGAAAGACCAUCAGACAGAGCCAGGACCUUUACUCCCCAUAACUCCCAGACCAAACAAGGCAGCCUGUGCAGUAGAAAGGCAAUUAACUGAAUGAGAAAGGUAAUUAACCGAAUGAGAAAGGUAAGUCGCACCACAGCAAACCACAGCGUUGCACAAAUCUUAAGCCUUCCACUCUUGUGGGCAAAAGGUAAUAAAACCUCUCACUGCUGCCAAGGAGCCCUGCAAGCCCAUGCUUGACGUGCACCUACACAGAGGUUCUUUCAGGAUAAUGUGAAAGAGGAAUGCUUUGCUUGCCAGCACAGCACGUCCAGCUGCUCCUUCCUGUCACCUUAGAGUGCUCAAGUGAGCCCCUUCCCUUGAAGUAUACCUUCUCCAGUUCACCAUAGCAGCACUCUUCUGCACACACACCUAACAUCAGUCCCAUUUAACACAUUAAUGACUGCUCCCUGUGUGCCCAGGAGGAACAAGGGGCACUCGGCAGCUUUUCUCACACCAAACACCCUCUAAGCUAUCAAAUCCUUCUUUCCUUUACCACUGAGCGCAAACUUGCAUCAAGUUGUUUGGACACAGCAACAAUGAAUAUAUUUACUACUUCUUCCCAGUUCAGUUUGAGAGGCUUUCUAAGUCUCUGUCUGGUCUUACAGAGGUGAAUGGUACACGGAGGGGAUCAACUGGUGCAAACUGCAAGUCGACAAUUGCUCCUCCGCUUCUGAAGGCUGAAAUGGAAACCCUAGAGAAGGAGGCCUCCCUUUAGGCUCAACACUGCAGAUUUCUUCUCAAAAGAAGGCUUUCAGGCUUUCAGGCACACAGAGGGGAACAGAUUGAGAAGCUUUACUGAAAAUAAACUCUAGCUUCCAAUAAUGGCCAUUACUACCAACAGUGAAAACCAAGUCAAUAAUCACAUAUUCCAGAUCAUAUACUUGAAUGCAUGCAUUAAACACAAGCAAUGCAUCACACUCAGUUUUCAUGCUCAGCAGGGAACGCCCCGAGGAGGGCUCCAAGAUCUGUUAAAGUCUCAGGGAGCCCUAAAUUAGCAAGGGCAAGCAAGAACUUUGCUCAACUGCACUGGAGCUGAAUCACACCAUAAAGAAAGGAACAGAAGGCUAAAGCCUAUGUUUUGCCACGCUCCUCAUUCAACUCACUGUAGUUCUAUGAAGUACCUACACAGGAAGCGGCAGUGAUCUCUUUUCCCUUCACUCCAGAAGGUACAAGACGGAAACAACAGCAGUUAUGCAAGAGAAUCAAAUCUGGUCAGUGUUAAAAAUACACAUUAGUCUGCUGAGUACUUGCAGCUCUUAGAAGAAUCACAUAAAUGUCAAAACCUGAGUUGGAUAUUCAGCGGCUAGAAUUUUCUUCAGCUAUUUUUCAAUCCCAUCCUUUGUUUCCAGAAGAAACCAAAGAAUUGCAUCAUUAUUAAUCCCACAUCACAAAGUCAUUCCAGUUCUUGUGACCAUCUGAGCAAAGGAAGAUGUUAUUUUCCUAGCAGCUCCCACAUUAAAAGGGAUCGUCUCAUAUUUUAAGACUACUUCAGGGCCGGCCUGUUUCUACAUGACAAAAUUAGUAACAGCUUUCUUAGCACGAAACCACAGGCACACCAGAUGAGUGUGGAAGAGAAAUAACUUGGUUGAUAUUAUACAAAGAAUACAAAUACGUUCAUGGCCGAACACAGGAGCUUCUCAGACAAACUCCCAAGUCAAAGUUAUAGGCAGAGCUCAGCAGCUGAAUCACAG